CAGCACAAUGAUUUCUGGAUAUCCUGACCGCAACAGGCGCAACUACGAACUAUGAACUAGCGUAUCAAUGGCUCUAAACUCCAAGGAUACGUUGCUUAAGGCAUUACAACUGUCGCCUGACCUUGACGAUGAGGCAAUCAGCAGAGGCAUCUCCGCCACGAUAACAGCUGCAGUUGAUGAUGAAACACACCAGCCAUCUCUCAAGACUGUAUACGAUAAUAUUCUUCAAUACCACAGUGGUCCAGCCCUUCUUGAACCCCUUGACAUCCUGCCUGGUCUCCUUCGGUGGCGCCGUAAAGAGGCUGUUGACCUCAUUAUCCUAAUUUCCGAAAAAUGCAGUUCGAAGGAGGUACUAAUUGUCAUUCAAGAAACCCUGGAACAGAUAACACAGCUAGCUUGUGAAGAUGGAGCUGAAGAGGAGCAUGUUCCUGGGCUUGUCCAGUGUCUUAUCAACGUUCUCGUGUCGUCUACAAAAUCUGUACCAAGAUUAACUCUUGGAAAGAGAACCGCGUUGAGCGUAGUCUCACCAUUGGUCUCCGCUGUUAGUUCAGCGGUUUCUUCGAUAGGAAGCAACCUCACGCAGGAUAUUGGUCGUUCAUUACUUGUGGAGGUCUCUCGCAUGUCGCAGGAAUUCUACAUGUGGAUAAUUAAAACAGGCAGCGAAGCAGAUGCUGCAGAGGCGAGGAAAAUUAUCGUACUACUUCUGGACACGACUGUUUUGGCGUGUGCAUCGUGCAUUAGGGCAUCGUUAUGCGCCAGAGCCUUCGAGAAGCAGUAUCCGCGUCUUACAGUGUCUUCGACGAUCGAACCCGACUGGCAAGAAGGGGAGCAGGCUAUUAUGAGCGUACUGACUACCCUUCGAGCAAUGAACGUGUCAUCACAAGAUGUCUUGGAUGAUCCGACAAUAAGUUCUCUGAUCAUACUUGCUCACCAAGAUGAAAGCUAUCCUCUAUCAAAAGAUCUACCCUCCAAGUUGCAUUCGAUGCUUACGACUUCGAUUCAGAUGAAUUUCGCCCUCGACGAAUCUCUGUUCCUUAUCUUUCGUUCCGUCACGCAAAAUCUCACACAGCCCAGCUUCCCACCCGAACUUGCUACGUCGCUAUGCGUAGUUCUUCCCGCUUUGGCAAGCACCCAUCUUGACCCAUUUAUCAGACACUUCAGUCUUCGGCUGAUUGCACUGAUUCUUGCGCGACUACCAUCUGUGUUACAGCAGCAGAUCUUGAUAACACUGGCAUCCGACGCGGAGUUUCCUCAGAUGCAGGCGGCCGCUAUAGGUCUCCUUAAGGAAUUUGUGCUAGAAGCACUACAGGCCCCCGCAUUGUCGGGCGAACAAAAUGUCUUUGCGUCACCACUGCUCAUAAGGUCCUUCGGACCGAUCCUAUUCAGGACAAUGCCAUCUGAUUACUUGUCGACGGUCCGGGUAGCUGGUGACAUUGAGAAAUCCUUGGAGCCCUCUCGGAUCGCAGAGGUACUAUCAUUUUACUAUGUACUACUACAACGGGACAGGGACAAUAAGGUAUCUUAUUUUGUCCGAGGCAAUGAAAAUAAGUUUGACGAUGUCCCAGACUGGUAUACGAGACCCGGAUAACAUCGCGAGCGUAGAAUCGUCCUUACUGCGGCCGUUGCGUUCUUUUCUAGAAAAGUGGUCGAACACUGAAGCUAAGCCUAUUAUUUCUGUCAUCUCUCUGCGGAUUGGCCUGGAAAGAGUAGACUAUGCUGUACAAAUCAUUCGGAAUCGGUAAUUAAGAAGACACUAGAUCGCCGACCGCUCGAAUGCCUAUGUACAAAAGGAACUAAUAAACUCUCGAUAUACUUGCUCAAUCUAAAUUGAACAAGGUACCGAGUAUUGCCUCUCGAGAAGGUUUCCGAGGUCGUCUUGCC
This is a messenger RNA of Suillus bovinus, 1881 nucleotides long. RefSeq lists its product as uncharacterized. The transcript has 9 exons. Bases 68 to 1588 code for a protein of 506 amino acids. Lineage: Eukaryota; Fungi; Basidiomycota; Agaricomycetes; Boletales; Suillaceae. The record is from RefSeq and is a predicted model, not a curated record.